AUGGGUCCCAGAAGACCUAGUUCGGCGACAGAUGUCGACUCACGUAUGCCGUUCGCAUCGGCGGAGGCGCUGCUAUGGGGGCCAGAGAUGAAACAACAGCACGCCCACCUGCUCACGGAGAUGCGAACACUUCAGAAGCAUCAUGAAGAAUACGAAGCCCGCAUCAGAUCUACCGAACACGUUGCAGAGGCUGCCGAAGCUGCUACGUCGAGGGUCCGUCACUUGGAGCAACAACUUGCAGCGAUCGAAGCCGAAGAUGACGACAAGGCUUUCGAGAAGUGGGCAGCAGGCGAGAUGACACGCCUCGGCAUCUUCGUCGACACGAACAAGCACGUCAGGCAGAAGCAGAUCGAGCUGGAUAAUGUCGUUUCUCAUGCUGUGGACGAUCUGGACAAGCUCAAACAGGUCCCCAGGGAACUGAAUGGUGUUCUUCGACGUCUUGAUCUUCUCGAAGCUGGUCGUAAUCAAGACGCGCGUCGGAUCAAAAGUUUAGAGCAAGAAGUCACCCGGCUCAAAUCUACGCGGCAGGAUCCCAAGUCCAAGUCCAAGUCCAAGUCCAAGUCCAACACCGCUGGCCCACAGACCGUUUCCAGGCCUCGGCAUGGCAUGCUGGGAUCCGUGACACCGUCUCAGUUAUUCAAUGCCGGAACUUCAGAAGUAACAAGUGACACGGACGAUGAAGACCUGAUACUCAUGCCUGGGUUUGCACGUGAAGAAAUUCAAGUACCCCAGAGUCCAGAGAUGAGAGAAAGGCCUAUUCAACCAGUAUACGCUGCUCCCGUUGCAACGCAGCUGGUCCAUCACAACCGCCCGACUCAUCCUUCGGCUCCAGCUCCAGUGCCAAUUCCUACGCGAAAGCCUCGCCCACGUGCCAGAGUCGCUCCGCCUCCAACGCAGCUGACCGGCAACGCCAUUACACGAAAGCGAAAGCAGCCUACGAAGGAGCCUCAGACCCAAAGGCUGACUCGCGCUCAAGCCAAGAAGAUUCAAGAACAGGAUGCUGAAGAGCGAAAGUCGCAUGUAACAGGUAGCGAAUCACUCCUCCCACCAACACAGUUGGUCGAGCCAGCUCUUUCAUUGCGCAAGAAGCAAAAGACUGCCCAUGAUCAAGGAUUAGACGAUAUCAAGACCAGAUCCAGCACAGCGAUUCGGCCCACCGGUAGAGCUCCUGCGACCGCAAAGCGCAAUGCUCCUGCAAAUCAAAGCAAGAACACGGCGAUUGAGCCUACUCAGUUGGUCACGAGAAGCCCUAUCAAGUCAAAAGUACCCAAGGCCACCACUGCGCCUAUCAGACUACCCUCACCAUUUCAAUGGAGUACUGCGAAUGAACCGAAGGAAAAGUCGCUCAUUGUCAUUCUACGCAGUCCACAAAAAGCGAAAAGAAUUGAACAUAGCGAGAGCGAUGAUAUGCAAACUACUGUAGCAGACAGAGCUAAGAAGUCACCUCGCAAGGCAGCAGCACCACCACUAUCACGUUUGAAAGCCAUUCCUAAGCCUCCGAGUUCGCGCAAUACGGGCAGCCGAGCUGAGCCAGUUGUUAGGUCUGGCACUAGAAAAAAUCCUCCUAGGACGAAACAAGAGGUAUCGGAACUCGAUGAUUUUUGGUAUCCAUCGGAAGCAAACGAGCCUCAUUGA
Molecule: messenger RNA, 1635 nt
Organism: Alternaria viburni
Lineage: Eukaryota; Fungi; Ascomycota; Dothideomycetes; Pleosporales; Pleosporaceae
Exons: 2
Coding region: 1-1635 (544 amino acids)
Source: RefSeq, a predicted model, not a curated record